Molecule: messenger RNA, 2473 nt
Organism: Vespula vulgaris
Lineage: Eukaryota; Metazoa; Arthropoda; Insecta; Hymenoptera; Vespidae
Product: lipid storage droplets surface-binding protein 1-like
Exons: 4
Coding region: 207-1085 (292 amino acids)
Biological process (GO): lipid storage; positive regulation of triglyceride storage
Cellular component (GO): lipid droplet; cytosol
Source: RefSeq, a predicted model, not a curated record
CUGAUGUGAUUAACAAUCGAAAAAAACAAAAUUAAUAUUGAAAUGAAUCAGAGAUCAAGGUACGCGCUUCUAUUAAUAUAUAAUGUAAUGUUCGAGUAGUUGUUCGAUGUGGAACUGGAUACGUACGUGAUAAUAAGCGAUUAUAACGGUUCUUAAAAGUAUAUUCUAUAAAUAGACUGCUAUUCUAUGGAAAUAUACUCUGAUGCAUGUUUGCAAUCAUGGAAGUAGAGCUAACAGACAGGUUAUACAGGAUUCAAUCUGUAGAUCGUGCUAGAAAGAUACCAAGUUUAAAUUAUUUAUUUGAUAAAUCUACAAAAGUUUAUGAUCGUAUGAAAGGAACAAAUACAUUUGUUAAUUGGGCUUUUGAUAUGGUAGAAAAUGUUGUAAAUAUUGUUAUUGAAAAAUCGUCGCCAGUUGCUAGAUUAAUGGAAAAGCCUAUUUAUACUUUGGACAAGACACUGUGUCAAGGUUUGGAUUUUGUGGAAGUGAAACUGCCUAUAAUCAAAGAAGAACCUAAAGAAAUAUUAGAUAGGACAAAAUCAAUUGUCACAAAUCAUCUACGUCCAGCUGUAAAAACUUUUUCUAAUCUUAAACAUGAAACGAAGCAAAAAGUCAGAAUUAUGAUUUUACUUACUUAUUAUAAGGUACAUUACUUACGUUUAUAUAGUUGGCAACAAGCAGAUAGAGUCAUGUCCACUGAAACAGGAAUCAGUAUUCUAAAAACUGUGGAUAAUACAACGCAUCUUGUAGAACUAAUAUUAGAUAAGUACUUACCUGCGUCACAUGAUGAAAUUCAAGAGGACACAGAGGAAUUAUGCAGUGAACACGCUAAAUUACAUCAUACAAUGGAAAGACUUACUGAGUUUGGUAGUCGUGCUUCUCGUCGUAUUUAUCUUGCUUUAGUGGAACAUUCGCAACAUAUGUAUAAAAUUGAGAUACUUAUACUAAUAUUGUACGCUCUUAUUGUAAUUCAAACUAUGAAAGUGUUGGAAAUACUAUUUACUUUUGUAUUCAAAUUGUUUAGUAGUUAUGCAUACUUCUUUUUUUUAGGAUUUUCGCAUAUAUUACAAUGGACUUAUUCGUAAUUUCAACAAAAUCACUUAUAAUAUAAAGCUAUGUAUUUCGUGUAAAGGUAUUUUUUCAUAAUUGACAUAAAUUUAGUCGUGUUGAAAGAGUAAAGCUGAUUAUAAUUAUGCGAAUUACUAUUUAUGUAUUUUUUAAAAUGUUUUUUUAUUUUAUUAUUAAUAUUAUUAUAUUUUUAUAUUAAUAUUUAUCAUUUGUAUGUUUAUUCAAACAAAUGAAACAAAAUGUUUAUCACAAUUUUGUUAUUUAUUUAUUUCUUUAUAUUCUAUCGUAGAAAACAAUUCUUGCAAUAUAAUUGUAUUUUUAUCAAAAAAAGAAAUAUUUAUUAUUAAGGGGUUUAGCAAAUUUCAUUAAAAAUGACCCACUUCUAUCUGGAUCGCAAAAAAAUACAUAUCCAAGAUAUACAUACAUUGAAGAGAUUAUUAAUUAAAGAUGAUAUAUUCAAUUUAUAUUUUAGCUAUGUAUUUAAAUGCAAUCUACAUAAGAAUAUAAAAAACUUUAUUUAGAUACUACUUUAUAUAUGAACUAAAAUUGAAAUUUAUUGAAGUAAUACCUUAAUAUUGUUAUUAAGUCUACUAUAUACCAAUUAAUAUAUACAAAUUAAUAAUGUAUGAUAAUAUUUUAAAGUUUCGUUUAUUAUUUCUUGAAAAUUAAAGAAACUCGUUGUUUUACUAAUUUUGUUCAACUGCUUUUGUGCGUUAUAUUAAUAAAUUGUUCAGAAAACAUUCGCGCUUAUAAUCUCAUUUUAAUGUGUUCGAUAGUUAUAGAACUUGUUUAAUUUUUUGUUUUAUUCAUUUUUAACACGCAUAUUAUUAACACGAUCGACUAUUUAUUUCUUACUCUCUAUGAAGAAGAUGCGAUGGUUAAUUUAUACGAAUAUAACAUUAAGAUGAUAUAAUGGUAUAACUGGCAAUUUAAAAUUGCCGUCUUGUUAAAUUAUGAGAUAAAGCACGAGUUUGACACGUAGAUGAAGACUUCGGCCCAGAUCAUGCAUAAGUCUAGCUCGUUACUCUGCUGAAUGACUCAUACAUACAUACAUACAUACAUACAUAUAAAAAAUCUUUCUUUCUUUAUAAUGUUAGCAUUUAUGUAAAUAAAAUAUAAAAUUAAGGAUGUGCUUAAAAAACAAAAAUUUCUCCAUAUAAUCAGAACGAACUCGUAUUAGAAAUUUACAAUAAAAAAAAAGCUGAAUUAGUUUGUUAUUUCUUUUGGAAAUAUGUUCAAUAAAUUCUUAUAAAUGUAUGCUUCACUGGUAUAAUGCGUGCGAAAACAUUUGUUUUUUAUAUCGACAAAUAAAAACCUAAAUACUAUGAGCAUAAUAAUUGUAUGAAGUUGCGAACAAUGCUAGUAUUAUUUACGUUAAAUAAAAAUGAAUUAAAGUUUCAUAAAA